This is a messenger RNA of Wyeomyia smithii (pitcher-plant mosquito), 626 nucleotides long. RefSeq lists its product as uncharacterized. Lineage: Eukaryota; Metazoa; Arthropoda; Insecta; Diptera; Culicidae. Bases 72 to 395 code for a protein of 107 amino acids. The record is from RefSeq and is a predicted model, not a curated record. The transcript has 2 exons.
ACAUCGCUUGUUGGACAAAGCGUAUCUUUUGAAUUCAACUAUACAUCGAUAAAGCACUUUAUAAUAUCAUCAUGAAAACUAUCGUGUGCCUGCUUGCCAUCGUCGCAGUUAUUGCCGCAAACACCAUUCCAAUGCCCAGCGAUUCCCCUGCGAUUAUCAGAAAGGUAAGAGCUGCGGAAAGUCCUGAGGAAAACGCCCCUACCCAGACUGGUACGGCUAAUGCGGAAGAUAUGGAAGGAGCAGAAACCUUCGGAUUCGGUUAUCACAAUCAUAAACAUAUUUACAUUACGCCCUCAUACGGUGGCCAUUAUGGUUAUCCCUACUACGGUGGGUAUGGAGGAUACGGCGGCUAUGGUGGAUAUCCUUAUGCUUAUGGCUAUCCUCAUUACUACUAGUAGUGUUUAAUAGUGCUAGGAGCAUUUUCGUAAUGUGCAAUGCAAAACUGUCGAUAGAAUAUCUCUCUGAAUGUACAACGUUCUACUAAAUCAAUGAGCAAUAGCAAUUUUAUUUCCAAUAAAAAAUUGUAUAAACUUAUCUGAUAAAGUAUUAUUAUUUGUUAUUAUUAAUUAAACUUCGUGCAAUUUUCGACGUCGUAUACCCUCCAGUAGAACACCUAACUAAAAACA